AGUUAACUAAAGAGCUUGAAUGUGCAAAUGAUGGAGAUUUUACUUUCUUCUUUAUUAGAACCUUUUUUUACCUUCAGCGAUUUCUCUUGUUGUUCCAAUGGCUCUCAUGUCAUUGACCAGUGAGGUAAAUGGAAUGGGGCUAAAUACCCCUCCUACACCAUUAUUAGCUUAUGAUGAUCAUAUUGCUCCAAGAGGAAAACUUGUAUUUGGAGUUGGUUUCGGAGCUUUGCUUUUUGUCCCACUAUUUAAGUCAUUAACCGGAUUGCCUCCUUACAUGGGUAUCUUGUUGGGUCUUGGAGUCAUUUGGAUUUUGACAGAUGUCAUCCAUUAUGAUGACUUAGAGAGACAAAACCUAAAACUUCCACAUGCUUUGUCUCGGAUUGAUUCACAAGGAGCUUUGUUUUUCCUUGGGAUUUUGUUAGCUAUGAGCAGUCUUGAUGCGGCUGGGAUUCUCAAAGUGAUUGCGAACUAUCUUGAUGCUCAUAUAGCCAAUGUUGAACUGAUAGCAAGUAUUAUUGGUGUUGUAUCAGCCAUCAUAGAUAAUGUCCCAUUGGUUGCGGCAACAAUGGGGAUGUAUGAUCUCUCAAGAUUCCCUCAAGAUUCUGAGUUUUGGCAACUCAUUUCAUUUUGCGCUGGAACAGGCGGUUCCAUGCUUAUUACUGGAUCUGCUGCUGGAGUAGCCUUCAUGAGUAUGGAGAAAGUCAAUUUCUUUUGGUAUUUUCGUAAGGUGAGUGGUUUUGCUUUUGCCGGUUUUACUGCUGGUAUAGUGACUUACCUCGCGGUUCACAAUCUCCCUCUUUAACUUAUAACAACCAUAGUUUAUAUCCCUUUGCUCACUUAUUCAUAGGCUACAUGCACAAACAUCAAGAGGUGUACUAAAGUAGUAAUUAUGUAUGAACUGUGUAGUGAUCCAGCAACCUUGAUACCUGAUUUUUUUUUUGUCACUUCUCCAUUUUGAAAGAAAAUUUUCUAAACUUA
Arabidopsis arenosa is the source of this 978-nucleotide messenger RNA. The record is from the annotation of a GenBank genome assembly. Lineage: Eukaryota; Viridiplantae; Streptophyta; Magnoliopsida; Brassicales; Brassicaceae.